AUGUCGUCCACCGUCAACGUCGAGAACAUCUCGCAUCAAACCACCGAGAAGGAAGUCCGCGACUUCUUUUCUUUCUGCGGUAAAAUCUCCUCUCUCUCUGUCAAACCCGUCUCCAAAGACGCGAAAUCCCCUCAAUCCGCCACCGUCACCUUCGAGAAGGAGACCGCCGCCAAAACCGCCCUCCUCCUCGACAACACCCAGCUCGGCCCGUCCCAAGUCCACGUCGCCAGCACCGCAUCCAUUGACGACCUCGCCGGCGAUCGCGCCACCUCCGAACCCCUCGAGCCUACCGAAGCCGGCGACGUUGCCCAAGAGGAUAAGCCCCGCGCCCGCAUCCUUGCCGAGUAUCUCGCCCAAGGCUACGUCCUCAGCGACAAGGCCAUCGAGAAAGGCAUCGCCCUGGACAAGCAACAUGGCGUCUCCGAGCGCUUCCAGAAAGCCCUCCAUGACUUCGACACCCGCUUCCACGCCAGCGAGCGCGCCCAGGCAGCCGACCAGCGCCUCGGCGUGUCCACUAAGGGCGGCGCGGCCUGGCGCGGCCUGACCUCCUACUUCGAGAAGGCGCUGGAAACCCCGACCGGCCAGCGGCUGCGGAAGUUCUACGAGGACACGAACAAACAGGUCAUGGAUGUCCACGGCGAGGCGAAGCACCUAGCGAGCCUCAAGAAGGAGGAAUCGCCGGCCGGCGACGCCGAGAAGGCGGGGGUGGAGACGGUCCCUGGUACCGAUCGGACGAAGUGCAAUUGCGGCGCGAACGCGGCCGGCUGCCCGUGUCCCGCAGGGAAAUGCUCCUGCACGAACUGUGCGAAGAAUCCAGAGGCCCCCUCCCUAGAGAAACCGUCUGCUGGUGCUUCCACCACCGAGAAGGCUUAG
Molecule: messenger RNA, 873 nt
Organism: Eremomyces bilateralis CBS 781.70
Lineage: Eukaryota; Fungi; Ascomycota; Dothideomycetes; Eremomycetales; Eremomycetaceae
Exons: 1
Coding region: 1-873 (290 amino acids)
Molecular function (GO): RNA binding
Source: RefSeq, a predicted model, not a curated record